AUGGCAGUUUUGUCCACUAUGUGGGGAAAAUGCAAUAUGGGUCUCAGGGGCUGCAUUGCAUUGGUCAGCUGUGCAGCUAUAAAUUCUGAAAAAUGCCCUCUUGGCGUCCUCGUCGCUCCUCAUAGGCCUCUGCAGUUGCAGUCUUUUCUGGUCGUCUUGGAGACUGUCCAUGCCACGGGAUUCAGAUGGCUGCAACAAACAAAGAUAGCACUGGUGACAGAGGUAGAUUCAAGAUGGAAUUGGAAGCCUCUAGUCUGUGUGCUGCAAGCAGGCGGUUCUGGAAUGGUCAACUCAAUUGAGGAGGGGCCUAGAAAAAGUGGCCUAAAAAUUGCUCGUUCCAAACAUUUUCCCAAUUGGGUAACCGUGCUCAUUUGGCAUCUUCCUUACCGGUCAAAAACAAAAAUUGACUUAUGGACCUAUUCGUUUUGCGACCUGGAACGCAGAGCUGCGCUGUCUGAAACCUGUCUACCAGAAGAAGUAUCUCUGUUUGAAGUGGGGGCAGGAUACACAUUCUUUUGGAAAGGUUUAUCAGGCAAUGAUCCGCGGAUUCAUGGUGUUGGUUUUGCUGUUCGUACAAACUUACUCAAAGACAUUACUGAGACUCCAGUCUGGAGAAUACAUAAAGAUGACAAAAUUGUAGUUUUUGGCGAUUUUAACGCAAGAAUUGGAACAAACUUUAGCGUCUGGGCUGGCAUCAUUGGAAGACAUAAUCUGGAAUGCGCAAAUAGUAAUGGAAUCAAACUCCUGAAUUUUUGUGCGAGAUUUGGAUUGCUACGAAGAUUUCUUGAUUUUCCGCAAGAAAGCAUCAGGACUGGUUUGGUGAGAAUCGACCUGGCAUUCUUGACCUUUUGCAAACAAAGAAUAAAGCCCAUAAAAAAAAGGGUCAGCAAUCCAGACUCACUCAGUCUUAAUCUUGCAUGUAAAGAAUCACGUACAAAGGUUCGGCAAGUGCUGCGUUGCAUGGAAAACGAUUGGUGGACAGAGAAAGCUAGAAAACUACAGAGAUUAGCAAAUACAAAAAAUACGCAAAGAUUUUACAAGUUUCUCAAGUCUGUCUAUAAAACUGCCCAGCACCCUGUUCAUCCAAUUAAAGCAAAAGAUGGUCCUGCAGUAAUCAGAGACCUUGAGGGAUUCGUGUCACACUGGGCCGAGCGUUUUAGUGAUUUGUUGUUCUGCAUCAACCUGGUGGUCCCGACAUUUUUAGAAACCCUUCCAAAACUCCCGGUCUUGCUGAGUUUGAUAGCUCUCUUGUAUUUGACGAGAUUAUGCCAGCCGCCAAGGAAAUGA
Molecule: messenger RNA, 1287 nt
Organism: Helobdella robusta
Lineage: Eukaryota; Metazoa; Annelida; Clitellata; Rhynchobdellida; Glossiphoniidae
Exons: 6
Coding region: 1-1287 (428 amino acids)
Source: RefSeq, a predicted model, not a curated record